Messenger RNA from Labrus bergylta (ballan wrasse), 4458 nucleotides. Lineage: Eukaryota; Metazoa; Chordata; Actinopteri; Labriformes; Labridae. The record is from RefSeq and is a predicted model, not a curated record.
ACAAAGGGCAAUCGCUUGCCGCGUGCGCUCUUCGCCGUUUUUCCGCGGCAGCGCUCGUGUUAUACUUUUCCUAUGUUUUGCUAUCUCACCUGCUUCUAAUUUUACAACAAUGGAGGCGAUUAACCAGCUUUUACUGGAGUAUCCUGAACUAAUGUACACUGGGAUCGGAGUUACGGCGAUUGCCACCGGAGGAACGCUGCUCUACAGACUCGCCACCAGAAAGAAGCCGAUACAUGCAAACGUGAACUGCUGGUUCUGCAAUGAGAACACAGUGGUUCCUUAUGGUAACAGGAACUGCUGGGACUGUACCAACUGUGACCAGUACAAUGGCUUCCAGAGUAAUGGGGAUUACAACAAACCUAUUCCAGCUCAGCACAAUGAACAUCUGAACCAUGGAGUAUGUGGCAGCCUCCCCUCAUCUGUGACACCCCAGACACAGCAAUGGGUCAACUGUCAGAUGCUGCUCUGCAAGAAAUGCAAUAACAACCAGUCAGUAAAGAUCAGGCAACUGGCGUCAUUUAUCCCAAGGGACGAGGAGAACUAUGAUGAAGAAAUUGAGGCCUACAAGCAUCACCUUGAGCAGACCUAUAAGUUAUGCAGGCCUUGUCAGACAGCUGUGGAGUACUACAUCAAAUAUCAGAACCGACAACUUCGCACUGUGCUCCUAAAUCAUCAGCUGAGGCGCACUCGAGAUGCAGACAACGGGUUCAUAAAGAGCUCCUGUUCUGUGUCCUCUCCCCUCGGGGUCGUGAUGCUACGUGCCCUCACCUUCCUUAUUUGUGGGUUCCUCCUUGCUACAUCUUUCUACGCAUCCCCGGACCAGCUUACUUCACCUGCUGCACAGACACUAAGUGGUGGGAUCAUUCCUCCUAAGCCAAAAGCCUCUAACAAGUCCUCCUCCAUUAAUGAAACCAGCGGAGGUGUUCCCUUGUGGCAGAGUGUGAAGGAGCUUCUCCCGGACAAAGCCAUCGAAAGCGCCAGGCUCGUGUGGCAGCACGGACGAGACAACCAGCUAGCUGUGGUCUCUGUCGGCCUAGUGACUUGUCUUACUACUAUCUUCUUAGCUGGACCCGUGAGGUUGAGGAGAAUUGACGCCGCGGCCUCAGUCCUUUGGUUCCUCACUCUGCUCCUCUACUUGGCUGAAAGCUACGUGACUGGUACCUUAAGCUGGAUGGACACUGCAAAGCUCAGUAUCCUCUCCCUCUGUUGCCUUGUCAGCUUUGCUGCCGCUGUGGCAAUUCGAAAGCCCCUUGGUCCAAGAAGAGCCAGAUAUCGAAGGUCAGAAUAUGAGCGAUGAUGUUCCAAUGUGUAUUUAGAUGCAGGCUUUUGUAGAGGGUUCUCUUUCUUUUAGAGAAUUUUAUUUAUCAGAACUAGAUCAAAACAUAGGAAUCUAUACGUGUCAAUUUGAGCAUUUUUACGCCUCAUCUCCCUAAACUAAUGUGUGAGUGACUAUGAGGUUUGGACAUAUAAAUGAUAAACCUAAAACACGUGACUGUAUCUGUGAGCUGUGAUCAUAAGAAAACACGAAUCCUACUUUUUAAAAUACUGUACAUCAAAUACUCACCUUCAAGCACACAUGCACAUCUCCUACAGUUACCCAAUGUGUUUUGGGGUUUGAGAAUUUUAAACUUUUUUAGUCUUCGAAGAAUAUUGUGAUCAAAUAGGAACAACCUAAAGAAAAGAAAGUAAUUUAUUUCACAAACUGUGAUAUGUUUCUCCAAAAUGUUCCUGUCAUUUAAUCUCUAACUAAUUGAAUUGCGUAUUUCAUACUAACCCAAACACAUGUGUGACUGACUGAGUGGUAGCUAAUGAUGAAGUGGUAGUUGAACAUUAAAGUCCCAAACUAUUACUUAACCCUCUUGUAGACCGUGUAAAUCUUAAUUAUUUUGAGUGUACUUAUUUAUUGAUUUGUGUAUCUACUUGUUGCAUGAAAUACUAAUCUGUGAAGACCCUUCAAGCAGUUUUCAAGAUGUGGCUCUGCAACACUCCCGUUCUUUUCUAGUACUACUUGAGAUAUUUUCUGAAAGGCGGUCGUGACUCCUCUGAAGACAUGUUGAGUUUUAACUCAUGCCUGUGCGAUUUGUGAAUUUAUUGACAUUUUUGGAAUUGCAUUAUUUAACAGCGACAGCCACAGCGUAGGAAUAUCAAACAAUCAAUCAUUAUUUGUUUAGAGCAAAUUCAUAACAACUGUCGUCUCGAGUCGCUUUACGAAAGAGCGUUAGGGGUUAAUAUGAAGGAAGGAUUUCUACAUUGUAUUCCUGUUGUCCACACUUCCUUGUGAGGUGGAAGUCGGAGCAGGCUGUGCAUGAAUGAUAACAAAAGUAGCAGUACUAGCUUCCCAUUUGAAGGGAUCAUUCCUCCUUUUUGAGUAUUCACUGAAUGUACAUACAUAUGUUACUGUCUGCUUGAUCAAAGCUGGUGUCUCUUGAUGACUACCAGGCCGGUGUAAUGUAGAACUGUAAGAUUCAAACAUAUAGUAGGUUUUUAUCUAAACGAGCCACUACACACUCAUCAGUAUUAGAAAAGUAGGAUGUUCACUGUCUACAGAUAAGUCCUAAUUAAAAGGUUAUCUUUCGUCCAAACAAUUUAGAACACAGAACCAAAAUAUAAACACAAAUGUUUUUGUUUUUGCUUCAAUAUCUUACAAGUUGAAAUCAAAGAGCUAAGCAUUUUUCUAUGUACACAAAAGGCCAAUCCCUCUCAAAUGUUCAGUAUCUGGUGUGGCCUACCAUUUGCCAAAGAUGUACAGAUGACAGCAAGCAUGCAGAUGAGCUUCCCUGAGACGGUUUCUGCACAGUUUGUGCAGAGAUUCUUUGCUUGUGCAAACCAGUUCUUUCAUCAGCCCGGUGGCUGGUCUGAGACGAUCUUGCAGGUGAAGAUGCCAGAUACGGCGUGGUUAAACGUGAUCUGAGGUUGUGAGGCCGGUUGGAUGUACUUCCAAAUUCUGAGAAACCACAUUUGAGAUGGCUCAUGGGGGCGAUAUAAACAUUCAAUUAACUGACAACAGCUCUGGUGGACAUUCCUGAGUCAGAAUGCAGAUUACACACUCCCUCAAAACUUGUCGGUCGCAGUUUGCUGUGUGAUAAAAGUGCACGUUUUGAGUGACAUUUUAUGGUGACGAACUUAAGGCACGCCUUUGCAAUAAUCAUGCUGUCUGAUCAGCAUCUUUAAAAUGCCACAGAACUGUCAGGUGGAUGGAUUAUCUCAGCAAAGGAGAAGAGCUCACUAACACACAUCUGAACUGAGCGCUCAAAAUUGAGAGGAAUAGUCCUCUUAUGUCCAUAGAAAUAGUCUUAGAUCUUUGGUUUCAGCUCGAGAAAAAUAGCAGCAUAAACAAAAGUGUUGCAUUUAUAGUUUUGUUCAUUUUAGUUUGAAUUAUGUUUCUUUUAUAAUCGUUUUAGAUAUUCAAACGCAGAUGUGUCUAACACUCACAUAAUGCUCCUCUUGAUCUAGUAACACUAAACUUUCCUAAACCGGCUGUCUAAUGUGUUGAUUUAUGAAACACACUGUUGGACCAGCUGCAUGCACUAACAUCACAUCUCUAGACGAGUUCGUUCUGUUGACAUGAUUUGUUUUACUAUGUUGGAAUGGACAAAGGUGAUUUCUAAUGAAGUGAUGGUAGUGUUUAGAGUUAUUAGAAACUAAUAGAUGUGCAGUAGAGUGUUUUUGGAUGUUGUAUGCUGGGUAGAGUGCAGUGACUGUUGGGUCUGUUUUGCAUGUUAAGAUGUGCUGUAGAUGAAGUCAUGUUCUCAAACCAGUAGUCUCUUAGCUUUAGAUUUGACAUUUUGACAGUCAAAAACAUGACAUCAGGAGGUCAAGAGAAAUCAUUGUACAUGUAUAAUGGUUACAUAAAGAGUACUUUGAAGUUUCAAUCCUCCUAUGUUUAAAAAAAUGUGAUAACAUUGUAAAAUGAUAUUCAUCAUGCUAAUUUUAUAUUCAUCAUGCUUUAGCUAUAUUUACCUGGGUCUGUUUACACUACAAGUUAACAUCUGUCCUGGGUGAUUGGAUCACAGAUGGACAGAUCUAAGUAAGUCAGAAAACACCUGAGAAUAGGAUGCGUCUGGGACAUCAGAUAGUAUAGACUCUAGAGGUCAUGUCGUGCGUCCUCAUUAACAGAGGCUCCAGUCCUUGUCGCAGCGGCCAUGGGUUUGAAUCCAACAUCGGCCCUUUGCAGCACGUCAUCCCCCAAUCUCCUGUCCCAACAAUUCCUGACUCUCUUCAGCUUUCUUAUCCAAUACAGAGAUAAUUCACUCAUGAAAUAGAGAAUUUUCAGGUAGGAAUGACAGGAAAGUGGUCUGUCCAUAAAAGCCUUACUGUGGGACUAGGCACUAUUUUCAUCAUUACCCAAGACAUAUCUGCAUAUUCACGACUAAAUAAUUGUGGCCAAAUGUGUUUAAGUCCAGCUCAAUGACAUUCUAGCAGUCAGAGCUAAAGAAUCUCUUAAGUGCAUUCACAGAU